Morus notabilis is the source of this 1900-nucleotide messenger RNA. Its product is annotated as organic cation/carnitine transporter 4. The transcript is spliced from 2 exons. Gene Ontology annotation, molecular function: transmembrane transporter activity. The record is from RefSeq and is a predicted model, not a curated record. The coding region runs from base 158 to 1795 and encodes 545 amino acids. Gene Ontology annotation, biological process: transmembrane transport. NCBI's taxonomy places the organism in Eukaryota, Viridiplantae, Streptophyta, Magnoliopsida, Rosales, Moraceae. Gene Ontology annotation, cellular component: membrane.
CCAUAUGGUUCUUUGAAAACUAAAGCGCCGACUAUAUGUAUAUAUAUAUAUAUAUAACCACCAUGUGUCUCUCUAGUGAGAGAGAUUCUGUCUUACAAACUUAAUGGACCUCCUCUAGAGAGAGAGAGAUUGCUCCCACAAAUAAAAACAUCCAAACAUGCCUACAACAACAUCACCGGACUCCGGUGACCACCGGUCACCUCUUCUCUCUCCGCCGACCAAGCCCGCCGGAGAGUCCGACCGGACUCAGAAGGUUUGCAUCGACGACAUGCUCCAAAACUACUGCGGCGAGUUCGGGCGGUGGCAGCUGCGGCACUUUGUGCUCACAAGCCUGGCGUGGGCCCUGGAGGCCUUCCACACCAUGGUCAUGAUCUUCGCCGACCGCGAACCCGACUGGCGGUGCGUCGGGGGAACCGAGUGCGACCGGGCGGUCAAGACGGUCUGCGGGCUCGAACCGGGUUCGUGGGAGUGGACCGGCGGACCGGGGAGCUCGACCGUGGCCCAGUGGGGAUUGGUUUGUGGUGAGAAGUAUAAGGUUGGGUUGGUCCAAGCUUUGUUCUUCGGCGGCUGCAUGAUUGGCGCAGGAACAUUUGGACACCUCUCAGACUCCUUCCUAGGGAGAAAAGGCUCCCUAACCGUAGUAUGCAUUCUCAACACCAUCUUUGGUUGCCUAACGGCUCUCUCCCCAAACUACUGGAUCUACGUCCUCCUCCGCCUCCUCACCGGCUUCAGCACUGGCGGGGUCGGCCUCUGCGCCUUCGUCCUUGCCACCGAGCCCGUGGGCCCCACAAAGCGCGGCAUGUCCGGGAUGUCCACCUUCUACUUCUUCUCAACCGGGAUAGCCCUUCUCUCCCUCAUUGCCUACCUCUUCCCCUCGUGGCGCGCCCUCUACAUCGCCACAUCGCUCCCUUCCCUCCUCUUCCUCCUCCUCGUCAUCCCUUUUAUCUCCGAAUCGCCCCGGUGGUACCUCGUCCGGGGGCGACCCGAGGAGGCCAUGAAAAUCAUGCGAUCAAUCACAGAAUCAAACGGUAAUUACGGCUUGCCGUACGGAGUAAUCGUAGCCCUUGAUGAGGACGCAAAAUGUACUAGUACUACUACUACUACAACAACUUCUACCACUAAUGAUUUAAAUGGUCAACAUGACAAAAAGACGAAAGACACUGCCGUAAGUGGCUCUUUAGUCGACGUGAUCCGAUCCCCGGUAACCCAAAUUCGCCUUUUCCUAGCCGUCGCCAUAAACUUCUUGUGCUCCGUGGUUUACUACGGCCUAAGCCUAAAUGUGGUAAACUUAGAAACCAACCUUUACAUUAAUGUCCUCCUCAACGCCGUCGCGGAGAUGCCAGCCUUUACGAUCACCGCGAUCCUAUUAGACAAGUACGGAAGGAAGCCCUUGGCCAUUGGGACGUUGUGGUUCAGUGGCUUCUUCUGUUUGGUGGGAAGUCUUGUGGGGAAUGAUGGGGCUUGGAAAGUGGUGAGAAUGGUGUGUGGGGUUUUGGGGAUAUUUGGCAUGGCGGGCACUUACAACUUGCUCUUCAUCUACACGGCGGAGCUGUUUCCGACGGUGGUGAGGAACGCAGCGUUGGGCUGCGCCACGCAGGCCGCGCAGAUGGGCGCGAUUUUGGCGCCGUUUGUUGUCGUUCUGGGGGGCGCGUUGCCGUUUGCGGUGUUUGCUUUGUGUGGGAUACUGGCUGGGAUUCAUGCGUUUUAUCUCCCUGAGACGCUGAAUAGGCCUUUGUAUGAUACCAUGGGUGGGAUGGAGGAUGGAGAGAAAGAUCACGCACAUGAAUCUGUUUGAAGGUGUUAUUAUUUAUUCUACAUAGAUUUAUGUUAACUUCUCUUUUUGAAAUAACAUGCUUUCUCACUAUAAAAAAAGUAAAUGUGCUGCUUUCAGCACUUGGGA